This is a messenger RNA of Hibiscus syriacus, 2384 nucleotides long. RefSeq names its product EIN3-binding F-box protein 1-like. Gene Ontology annotation, biological process: SCF-dependent proteasomal ubiquitin-dependent protein catabolic process. Lineage: Eukaryota; Viridiplantae; Streptophyta; Magnoliopsida; Malvales; Malvaceae. Gene Ontology annotation, molecular function: protein binding. Gene Ontology annotation, cellular component: SCF ubiquitin ligase complex. The transcript has 5 exons. The record is from RefSeq and is a predicted model, not a curated record. Bases 404 to 2341 code for a protein of 645 amino acids.
GUUGGACUAAAGAAAGAGAGAGAGAAAACAGGUUCCAAGGAAAGAUACAUUGCAUGUGCAGUGCACAAGUUGUCAGAUAAUGUAUCUGCAGCAAAAAACAUGAAUUUUAAAUUACUAAUCAAAUGGAAAAUUCUCAACUCCGCAUUUUCUUUCUCUUUUCCCCAACCAAAUAAAUUGAACUCUCGUCUCCUGUUUCAGCGCCCACCACAUCUCUCUCUUCUUCUUUCUUACGUAUCUUCUUUUUCCCCUACUUAGUGAGUAUUCUUACUUCUGAACAACAUCUGAUGCAUUCAAGCUUUCAAGAGUUACACCUGCUCUGCGUUUUUCUACUGUUUUUGCUUUUUGGGUGUUGCAUUUUCGGGUCUGAGGAUUUUCAGAAAGGUUUCUGCUUUGCGAUUCAACCAUGCCUGCUCUUGUUAAUUAUGGUGGUGAUGAUGAUUUCUGUUCUGGAGGGUCCUUUUAUAAAAAUUCCGCAGACUUGGGUAGAUUGUGCUCAAUCAGUUCCCAACUGGAUGUGUACUGCCCUCCUCGAAAAAGAGCUCGUAUCAGUGCCCCAUUUAUCUUUGGAGAAACAGAGAUUGAGCAGAAUAAGCAACCAUCAAUCCAUGUUCUUCCUGAUGAAUGCCUUUUGGAGAUCUUUACGCACAUUUAUGGGGGCAGAGAAAGGAGCUCCUGUGCUUGUGUCUCAAAGCACUGGCUUAUGCUUCUGACCAGCAUCCAUAAGGGCGAAUAUGAGUCAUCAAAGAUGGUCAAGGAGAAUAUUCGGUCAAGUUCUGCAGAUGUUGAGAUGUUCUCAUCUGAGGAGGAGGAUGGUUAUCUUACAAGGUGCUUGGAAGGGAAGAAAGCAACUGACACGAGGCUUGCUGCAGUUGCCGUUGGAACAAGCGGUCAUGGUGGUUUGGGGAAGCUUUCUAUUAGGGGAAGCACCUCUUCACGUGGAGUAACUAAUUUCGGGCUAUCUGCCAUAUCCCGAUGUUGCCCCUCUCUCAAGGUACUUUCUUUGUGGAACGUCCCACGUGUUGGAGAUGAAGGUCUGUCUGAAAUAGCUAAAGAAUGCCACUUGUUGGAGAAGCUAGACCUUUCCCAGUGUCCUUUGGUUUCAAACAAGGGGCUAAUUGCCAUUGCAGAGAACUGUCCUAAUUUGACUUCUUUGAGCAUCGAGUCCUGCCCAAAGAUUGGUAAUGAGGGCCUUCAAGCUAUCGGAAAGCUCUGCCCCAAGUUGCAGUCUGUCUCUAUCAAGGACUGCCCACUUGUUGGUGAUCAUGGAGUUUCAAGCCUGUUGUCACCAGCAUCUUCCAUCCUUUCAAAGGUUAAGCUUCAGGGUUUGAGCAUUACGGAUUUUUCUCUUGCUGUGAUCGGACACUAUGGCAAGUCUGUGACAAAUCUAAUGCUCAGUGGUCUACAAAAUGUAAGCGAGAAGGGAUUUUGGGUGAUGGGUAAUGCUCUGGGUCUCCAAAGAUUGGUCUCUUUAACUAUUACUUCUUGCUCGGGGGUAACUGAUGUUAGUCUUGAAGCCAUUGGAAAGGGGUGCAAAAACCUGAAGCAGAUGUGCCUCAGCAGGUGUUGCUUUGUUUCUGGUGAUGGAUUGGUGGCUUUUGCCAAGUCUGCAGGUUUUCUUGAGUGCCUGCAAUUGGAAGAGUGCAACAGAGUCGCACAAUCCGGGAUUAUCGGUGUCCUCUCAAACUGCGGAUUAAAAUCUCUUACCCUAGUAAAGUGCAUGGGAAUUACGGAUAUAUCCUUGGAAGUUCCUUUUUCCUCCCCAUGCAAUUCCCUUAAAUCCUUCUCUAUAAGGAACUGCCCGGGCUUUGGAACUGUCAGCCUGGCUAUGGUAGGCAAAUUCUGCCCUCAGCUUCAACAUAUAGAUCUGAGCGGGCUAUGCGGCAUCACAGAUGCAGGUCUUCUACCUCUUCUGCAGAAUUGUGAGUCAGGACUUGUGAAGGUGAAUCUGAGUGGCUGCUUAAAUUUGACUGACGAGACCCUUGUGUCCUUGACAAGGCUACAUGGUGCAACCCUGGAAUUGCUCAAUCUUGAUGGUUGCAGGAGGAUUACUGAUGCAAGUUUGGUUGCAGUUGCCGACAAUUGUCUUUUCCUCAGCGACCUGGAUGUGUCAAGGAGUGCAAUCACCGAUGUCGGUGUUGCUGCCUUGUCUCAAGCAGGGCAACUCAAUCUGCAAGUCCUUUCAUUUUCAGGUUGUUCCGGGGUAUCAAACAAAACCCUGACCUUCCUGCAGAAAUUGGGCAAGACCCUGGUGGGGUUGAAUCUCCAGCACUGCAAUUCAAUCAGCACUCAAACCGUUGAGUUGCUUGUGGAGAGCUUGUGGAGAUGUGACAUCCUUUUCUAAUAGAGGCAAAGAGUGAUCAUCAACAUCUAGCAGAGUUUUUGAG